AUGGGGCAGUUAGCAGCAAAUCAAAAUACCAGACCUACAGGCUCUCUUCCCAGUGAUAUAGAGAAGAACCCUCAAGUAAAUGCAGUUACACUUAGAAACGGAAGGGAACUAGAGGAAGUGUCAAAGAAGAGAAAGGACAAAUCUAUACCUGAGGGGGAGCUGACCCCUAAGGCAAUACACGAGUCAAAGAAAAAUGAUGCAAGUUCAGAGCCAGUGGAGGCUGUAAGGCCACCACCACCUUUCCCCCAGAGAUUGCAGAAAAAGAAUGACGACCAAAGGUUCAACAAAUUUCUCUCUAUGCUGAGUCAGGUUCAAUUAAAUAUUCCAUUGGUGGAUGUACUUCGUGAAAUUCCAAACUUCACUAUCCCAGUCCGAAUCGGUAAUAGUGAUGUGGGUCGUGCUCUUUGUGAUUUGGGGGAAAGCAUAAAUCUAAUGCCCUUGUCCUUGUUUAAGCAAUUGGGUUUGGGAGCUCCAAGACCAACCACUGUGAUGUUGCAAUUAGUUGAUAGGUCCAAAGCCUACCCGGAAGGAGUGAUUGAAGAUGUGCUGCUGCAAAUUGGGAAAUUUAUCUUCCCAGCUGACAUCAUUAUUCUAGAUUUUGAGGCUGAUGAACAAAUGCCAAAGAACCAGAACUAUCAUGAGGAAGCACGAGAUGCCCUUGCAAAAUAUUCUGGCAGUAGAGCUUUUUGA
Nicotiana tabacum (common tobacco) is the source of this 690-nucleotide messenger RNA. NCBI's taxonomy places the organism in Eukaryota, Viridiplantae, Streptophyta, Magnoliopsida, Solanales, Solanaceae. The record is from RefSeq and is a predicted model, not a curated record.